This is a messenger RNA of Megalops cyprinoides (Indo-Pacific tarpon), 1657 nucleotides long. RefSeq names its product hippocampus abundant transcript 1 protein-like. Gene Ontology annotation, molecular function: transmembrane transporter activity. The record is from RefSeq and is a predicted model, not a curated record. Gene Ontology annotation, biological process: transmembrane transport. The transcript has 12 exons. Bases 185 to 1645 code for a protein of 486 amino acids. NCBI's taxonomy places the organism in Eukaryota, Metazoa, Chordata, Actinopteri, Elopiformes, Megalopidae. Gene Ontology annotation, cellular component: membrane.
UGACGCAAAGAUGGCCGCGGCGCGCUGAGAGGAGUCCUGCGCAUACAGGAAGUCCAGGCUGGCCGCUCAUCUCUCCUGUUUUUCUUGCUUCUUACUCUUCUCUUUUCUCCUUACUUCUUUGUCGGUAUAAUAUACGUUAGCUCGCCUGACAUUUAUUAACAAAAAGAAGAAUUAGGAUGGUAAUAUGACACAGGGUAAAAAGAAACGGCCGAAUCGCAGUCUGUUGCUUGUGAAAAAAAUAAUUAUUAAGGAUGGAGGAACGCCACAAGGCAUCGGGUCUCCGAGCGUUUACCACGCUGUAAUCGUCAUAUUUUUGGAAUUCUUCGCCUGGGGUCUGCUGACAGCACCUACCUUAGUGGUUUUGCAUGAAACGUUCCCGAAACACACCUUCCUGAUGAACGGUCUCAUCCAGGGAGUAAAGGGUCUGCUGUCCUUCCUGAGUGCCCCGUUAAUCGGGGCUCUGUCAGACGUGUGGGGACGGAAGUCCUUCCUCUUGCUCACAGUCUUCUUCACCUGCGCCCCCAUUCCGCUGAUGAAGAUCAGCCCCUGGUGGUACUUUGCGGUGAUCUCCGUGUCUGGCGUCUUCGCUGUCACCUUCUCGGUCGUGUUUGCUUACGUAGCUGACAUCACCCAGGAACAUGAGCGCAGUAUGGCCUAUGGGCUGGUCUCGGCCACCUUUGCGGGCAGCCUGGUGACGAGCCCCGCGAUCGGGGCCUACCUGGGCCGGGCGUACGGCGACAGCCUGGUGGUGGUGCUGGCCUCGGCCAUCGCUAUGCUGGACAUCUGCUUCAUCCUGGUGGCGGUGCCCGAGUCACUGCCCGAGAAGAUGAGGCCCGCCUCGUGGGGCGCGCCAAUCUCCUGGGAGCAGGCCGACCCAUUCGCUUCUCUGAGGAAGGUCGGCCAGGACCCCACAGUCCUUCUCAUCUGCAUCACAGUAUUCCUGUCCUACCUGCCUGAGGCAGGCCAGUACUCCAGCUUCUUCCUCUACCUGAGGCAGAUAAUGGGCUUCUCCCCUGAGAGUGUUGCAGCUUUUAUCGCUGUCCUUGGGCUGCUUUCCAUCGUCGCUCAGACUGUGGUGCUGAGUUUUCUCAUGCGCUCCAUCGGGAACAAGAACACCAUUUUACUGGGCCUGGGCUUUCAGAUCCUGCAGCUGGCCUGGUACGGCUUCGGAUCAGAACCAUGGAUGAUGUGGGCGGCGGGGGCGGUGGCAGCCAUGUCCAGCAUCACCUUCCCAGCAGUCAGUGCGCUGGUGUCCCGCACCGCAGACCCGGAUCAGCAAGGCGUGGGACAGGGCAUGAUCACCGGGAUUCGCGGCCUCUGUAACGGCCUGGGUCCUGCUUUCUACGGCUUCGUCUUCUACAUCUUCCACGUGGAGCUGGAGGAAGCGCCUGUCACUGAAACCGUGACGACAGUCCGCUCUCUGCUCCAGCAGGAGGCUGCAGGAAUCCCGGGCCCACCCUUCCUGUUCGGAGCGUGCUCCGUGCUCCUCGCCCUGCUGGUGGCGCUCUUCAUCCCGGACCACCCCUACCUGCCCCCCCGCUCCGGCAGCUGGAAGAAGCACGACUCGCCACACGAGCACCCCCACAGCCCCCAGCACCCCCCCGGGGAGGCCAAAGAGCCCCUGCUGCAGGACACCGGCGUGUGACACACACACACA